CCUAGCAGAGAGUUACGGAGAUGUCACACGUGGGGUGACCUGCAACUGUAUAGCAGAAGAAGCGACCCUGGAUUAAAUCUGAGUCGAACUUUAAGAAAGAUGUGGGUCGCUGUCGGGGCACUUUCUCCGCGGCUUACUCUGUCAGCCUGGACAGGCGCGAGCCGCUUCUGUCUCCUGCGAUGCGGAAAGACAAAGAGGAAGGACUUGCCUUUGAGGAACUGCCUUGGAGUGUCAGACUUCAGGCAGUCUUUGUGGUCCGGUGUAGGUUUCGAAGACCAGAUAGGCAAAAACCGCUUCGACCCCAGGCGUUACAUAACCUGUCCGGAAUUGGCAAAGAAUAUGGCGCGUGUAAUUGAGAAACACAUAAAACCUAGCCCUGUGGUCCUGGAGUGCAGUCCAGGUCCUGGAAUCUUGACUCAAGAAUUAGUUGGACUUAGCAGUAAAGUGAUUGCCCUUGAAAGUGACAAUACUUUUAUUCCACAAUUGAAGUCCCUACAAAAAAAACUGGAUGGACAACUACAGGUGGUCUACUGUGACUUUUUUAAACUGGAUCCUGCCAGUGGUGGAACAGUAAGACCUCCCAUUAUGUAUACAGACACACUUUUUGAAAACUUGGGAAUAAGACCAACUUCUUGGACAGCAGAUGUCCCUAUGAAAGUAAUUGGACUCUUACCUGUUAAAAAUGAGAAGAAGGUACUUUGGAAACUUUUACAUGACAUAUAUUCCUGUACAUCUAUAUUUCAAUAUGGACGAGUAGAACUGAAUCUGUUUAUUGGUGAACAAGAAUACCAGAUAUUAGUGGCAAAUCCUAAAUCUCCUCGCAUGUAUCAGUCAUCAAGUGUGCUGUGGCAAAUAGCUUGUGAUAUUAAGCUUCUGCAUACGGAAUCUUGCUCAUCAUUUGACAUAAGCAAACCAAAUGGAAAACUGAAAAAGCCAAAGGAGCCACAUCAACCACUUCAAAGGCUGUGUUUUGUUCAGCUGACUCCUCGUAAAAACUUAUUUACAGAAAACUUAACACCUAUUAACUAUGAUAUCUUCUUUCAUAUGAUAAAGCAGUGCUUUGUAAGGCGCAGUGACAAACUUACAGACCACUUACCUUCUUUGAGUCCAGUUGACGUGGUGGAUAUAUUGAAGCACAUACAUACUUUAAACCAAUCAAAAAUAACAGAUAUAUACCCUGAAGAAUUUAAGCGCCUUUUUGAAAUUAUAGAUAGCUCCAAAGAGUAUACUCACAGAUGGCUUUAUGAUGAGUACAUGGAAGAGGUAAUCUUGUAGAGAACUGUGCUACUCAGGAAGCUAGAGCCAUUUAUUUGGAAACAAUGGCAGAUGAAAAGGGACUCCAUUUGAAAACGCAUCUUUUAAGAGAAGAUAUUUUUGUCCUAUCAACAGAAGAUAAACUGUUCAUGAUUUGUAUGGGUGAGGCAAAUCGUUCCUUUUAAAGUUAUUACCAUUUCAUCAUCUUAGAUGAAACUAUGGGUGCUAUUCAUUCACAACUGAAUAAAAUGAAAAUACAAACUA
Molecule: messenger RNA, 1518 nt
Organism: Erinaceus europaeus (western European hedgehog)
Lineage: Eukaryota; Metazoa; Chordata; Mammalia; Eulipotyphla; Erinaceidae
Gene: TFB2M
Product: transcription factor B2, mitochondrial
Exons: 8
Coding region: 100-1275 (391 amino acids)
Biological process (GO): transcription initiation at mitochondrial promoter; rRNA methylation
Cellular component (GO): mitochondrial matrix
Molecular function (GO): rRNA (adenine-N6,N6-)-dimethyltransferase activity; mitochondrial transcription factor activity
Source: RefSeq, a predicted model, not a curated record